This is a messenger RNA of Myotis daubentonii (Daubenton's bat), 2029 nucleotides long. RefSeq names its product COP9 signalosome subunit 7B (gene COPS7B). NCBI's taxonomy places the organism in Eukaryota, Metazoa, Chordata, Mammalia, Chiroptera, Vespertilionidae. Gene Ontology annotation, cellular component: COP9 signalosome. Gene Ontology annotation, biological process: COP9 signalosome assembly. The record is from RefSeq and is a predicted model, not a curated record.
GACUUCAGUGUGCCGCGCAGUGUGCGCAAAUUCAUAAACCCUCUCUCAGGUUUGGUGGUUUUUGAAUCUGGAGAGUUGGGACCAGGCGGGAAGACCCUCUUCACUCUAAAAGAAGAUGACAGCCCACAGAGAGGUAACUUCUGUUUACAUGGAACUCAGAAAUCUCCUGCAAAUCAUGAUCUUAAGACCAGAGAAUGGCAGGUGAACAGAAACCCUCAAGUAACCUCCUGGAACAGUUUAUUUUACUAGCCAAAGGUACUAGUGGCUCAGCCCUCACUGCUCUCAUAAACCAAGUCUUGGAGGCUCCUGGAGUCUAUGUCUUUGGAGAACUGCUGGAGCUGGCCAAUGUGCAGGAGCUUGCAGAAGGAGCUAAUGCUGCGUAUUUGCAGUUGCUGAACCUGUUUGCCUAUGGAACAUACCCAGAUUACAUAGCCAACAAGGAGAGCCUGCCAGAACUGAGCACAGCUCAGCAGAACAAGCUGAAGCACCUUACCAUCGUGAGCUUGGCAUCGAGAAUGAAGUGUAUCCCCUACUCCGUGCUGCUGAAGGACCUGGAGAUGCGGAAUCUCCGGGAACUGGAAGACCUCAUCAUCGAGGCUGUCUACACUGACAUCAUCCAGGGCAAGCUGGACCAGCGAAACCAGCUUCUGGAAGUGGACUUCUGCAUUGGCCGUGACAUCCGAAAGAAGGACAUCAAUAAUAUUGUCAAGACCUUGCAUGAGUGGUGUGAUGGCUGUGAAGCAGUUCUGCUAGGCAUUGAGCAGCAAGUUCUGAGAGCCAACCAGUACAAGGAGAACCACAGCCGAACUCAGCAGCAGGUAGAGGCAGAGGUUACCAACAUCAAGAAGACCCUCAAGGCCACAGCAUCUUCCUCGGCUCAGGAGAUGGAGCAACAACUGGCCGAACGGGAAUGUCCCCCUCACGCCGAGCAGAGGCAGCCCACCAAGAAGAUGUCCAAAGUGAAAGGUCUGGUUUCCAGCCGCCACUAGGGCCGGCUGGGGCAGCUGGCACUCACCAGGCCUGGGCAAGUGGGGAGGGGACACCUAGGGCCUAUUUCCUCCUCUCUCUACCUUCAGUGAGUUCCAGACCUGCCCGUCCCCUCACCAGCGCCUCCCCAUCCUGUUGGUACUGUUCCAGAAGAACCGUUAACUCCUUUCCCUCGCCCACACCCUCCUUCCCCAGUUGUUCCCUUCAGACUCAGGGGCUCCACUGAUGCCAUCCCAACAGGGUCAACACUGCCCAGCUUCCCUCCAGGAGGUUCUUGUCUCUGUUUAAGGGCUUGUCUCUCCCAGUUUUUCUUUUGCUCCAUGCCAUUUGGUCAGGCUGGUCAUAGCCAGAGGCAGCUUUAACCGGCCCACAGGGAUGACUGCAAAGGAGGCUCCUCUGAGUGAGGAGGGGGCACUCCUCCAGCCCCAUGUACCACAGUACCCACAAUGGUGCAGGCACUCUAGCCAAGUAUCAAAAUGCUUUGUUUUCCCUCCCCUGCCUUGUCCCUCAUUGACAGCUCCAAUCAGGCCAUGGAGGGAUGUGAUGCUGGGCUAUGUUUACUCAGCCUCUUAAGCCCAGCUCAAAUCUCUCAUUAGUUGGGAGCACUGAGUUAACUGAUGUCUGGUAUCCGAGCACCAGUGGAGGGUGCUCUGGGUCUGCUCGGUGGCAGAAGUUUCUUCCAGCUUGGUGUUCUCUGCUGCCUGACUACUCAGACUGGUUUUCGGUGUGAAGGCCCAGCUGCCCACUGAGACUGUCUGCCAACACUUGCUCUCCCCAGAUCUUUAAUUACUCCUGGCUGCAUCUGUGGUGGGGACAGUGGUGCUGAGGCCCAGCCUGCUGGGGAAGGACCUGUUGCUGCUUCUGUCUGUUUCUUUCCACCCCUCCUUGGCUGAUGACCCAGAGCCCUCUGAUGAUGGCAUUCUCCUGGCAAGAGAAAAGGACUUGACUAGCCUUUCUGAACUUGAACAGUUUCAGGUUAUAUUUUAAUUUUUUUUUUUUGUACAGGUUCUGAUUCUAAUACAUUUCAACAUGCCUUUUUCCC